Knipowitschia caucasica is the source of this 258-nucleotide messenger RNA. NCBI's taxonomy places the organism in Eukaryota, Metazoa, Chordata, Actinopteri, Gobiiformes, Gobiidae. The record is from the annotation of a GenBank genome assembly.
AUGUUUCUAAGUUCCCUCUUCAUUUGGAAGGAUAAAACAUCAGUGACUGAGGAGUUUGGGGGUCCCAGGAAUGUACCAUGGGGUAUGACGUCACCAGAUUCACAGGGGAGGUGGAUGAAGACCUUCUGUGCCCGAUCUGUAGUGGGGUCCUUGAGGAACCAGUUCAGGCUCCACACUGUGAACAUGCCUUCUGUAACGCCUGCAUCACUCAGUGGUUCGCACAGCAGCAGAUUUGUCCUGUGGAUCGUACAGUCGUGA